AUGGCGGAUUCAAAUAAUAAGAGGAAAGAAAGAUCUGGGGGCGGCGGAAGAGAUGCGAGAGAUGCGAGGGAUGGGGAUAAUAGAGGGGGGAAGAGAGCUAAGGGUGGUUCAAAUGGCAAAUGGCAAACUCCACAUCAGCAAACCAAAAUGGCGUCUAAGAAUGGUGGGAAGAUAGAACCAGGUGACCAAGGGAUUUGGGCAACGUGCGUGAAGGGCAAAGAAGGAAAGGCGACAGAGGAGCUGAGGAGUCUACUCGAGGAGUCUGCUGAGAAGUACUAUGGUAUAUCCGUGAAGUCAAGCAACGAAAAGGGGGACGAGGAAGAUAAAGACGCUAUCGAAUCAGUCGAUGAUAUCGAAGCAUCCAUUCGAAAAGAAGUUGCAGCGCACAAAGAUCCUGCAGAGAAGCUUUUCUCAGCAAUUUACCUAGAUAUUCAGUGCGUGCUGUUUUUCAAAACACGAUCGCCAAUAGACCCAGCCGAUCUCGUCCACAGGAUGUGUGAAGAUGCAGCAUCGGGCGGGGUGAGAAAAUUGAGGUUUGUAAAUCGUCUAACUCCAAUGUCAAUUAUUGGGAAAGCAACAGAAAAAGGCAUCGAAGAAGUCGGACAAGCCGUGCUAGGUGCUCAUUUCCGACUUUCUGGACAAACCGCAAAAUCAGAAGAAGUUGCUGCAUACUCGUAUGCUAUUCGACCCACGAUACGCAACCAUAGCACAUUAAAGCGGGAUGCCGUGAUCAAACAGGUCGCAUCUCUGGUGGAUGACAAUCAUAAAGUCAAUCUCACUAAGCCAGACAAAGUGAUAAUAAUCGAGAUUUACCAGACUAUCUGUGGUAUGAGUGUCGUUGGAGAUGACUGGGAAAAGCUUAAGCGCUAUAACCUUUACGAGCUCCAGUCACCUUCAGCGAGUUUAAAAUCUGGGGGACUAGCAGAUGCCAAAGCAAGAGCUACGCUCGAAAACGUAAUUACAGACGAGACUCGGGCUCUACCCGAGGAAUCAAACGGCAGUUAA
Botrytis deweyae is the source of this 1005-nucleotide messenger RNA. RefSeq lists its product as uncharacterized. Lineage: Eukaryota; Fungi; Ascomycota; Leotiomycetes; Helotiales; Sclerotiniaceae. Gene Ontology annotation, biological process: tRNA modification. The transcript is spliced from 5 exons. Bases 1 to 1005 code for a protein of 334 amino acids. The record is from RefSeq and is a predicted model, not a curated record. Gene Ontology annotation, molecular function: RNA binding.